GUAGGUACAUAUGUACAUUUGGUAAAUAGCAUCACUCACAUUAGUACGCAACGUAAAUUUUAUUUUAACAUAUUAGGUGGUACUCCAAAAUCUUGAAUACGUUUUGCAAUAAAUUACCAACAAAGAUUUGUUUAGUGUAAUUUAAAAAGCAAGAAAUGUUAACAUGGUUGAACAAUAACUUAUAAAGUUUUUAAAUUUCUGAAGUCUUACGUGUAUAUAGUCAGUAGUUUAUUUACAAAGGUUUCACUGUUUGUUUACAUCCUCUAAUUUGCAAGGUUUUGAUAAUUAUUUUAAAGAUUUUAUAAAAAAGUUAAUUAGUGCACACAGUGGUGAUAUUCUCGCUAAAAAGAAAACUAAAGAAACAAUUCUUUAUUAAAAAAGGGCUUACAAUAUAAUUUCGGGCGUGAAAGAAAAAUAGUUGAGUCACCAGUUUCAACUAAUACGCAGGGCCAGUAAAAGUGGAAAACAAUUUGUGCAUAAAUGGAGGAUUACAAAUUCCUUUUCAAAAUUGUGCUUGUUGGGAAUGCGGGCGUCGGAAAAACUUGCUUGGUGCGGCGAUUCACACAAGGCUUAUUUCCCCCCGGUCAAGGAGCAACUAUAGGUGUUGACUUUAUGAUUAAAACUGUGGAAGUUGAAGGUGAAAAGAUUAAGCUUCAAAUAUGGGACACUGCUGGCCAGGAGCGUUUUCGUUCUAUAACUCAAAGUUAUUACCGAUCUGCUCAUGCAUUAAUCCUUGUAUAUGACAUAAGUUGCCAGCCGACAUUUGAUUGUUUACCUGACUGGCUACGCGAAAUACAGGAGUAUGCAAAUUCAAAAGUUUUAAAAAUCCUUGUCGGCAAUAAAACCGAUCGCGAUGAUCGUGAAAUACCAACGCAAAUUGGAGAAGAAUUCGCCAAACAGCAUGAUAUGUAUUUUCUGGAGACUUCAGCCAAAGAGGCGGAGAACGUCGAGCGCCUAUUUUAUGAAAUAGCUGCUGAACUUAUUGACCAAGCGCGAAGUAAGGAUGGCACAAACGUGAAUAAGGCAUCUGUAGAUGCUAUUGGACUUGGUAAUUUUGGCACAAAAGCAACUCAAAAUAGUUGUUGCAGUAGUUUUAGUAGCAGUACUAGUCAAUCCACAAGCGAAAGCAAUAAUAGUAGAAGCAACACUUAAACUUGUGCAGCUGAAUAGAGGUGAAUCAGUAAAUAAUUAAUUUGACGAAUAUAGAUUUUAAAAAUGUAGUUAAGGUUAAAAAUAUAUGUACAUGUAGACAUACAUGAGUACAGACGACUAUAGAACAACAGAUCGGUCGGCAUAUUCGUAGUCUCUGCAUUAAGUCAAUAUUUUGUAAAUGGGAUUCCCUUUUCCUUUAUCUGCAGUCAUUGGCAGCUAUCAUAUUCAGUACAUUUACUAUCAAUUUCUACGUCGUAACUUGCGGUAUUCGCUGCAAACAGCGUGUAAAUGUUCAUAGGUGUUUGUCUUCAUUUAGCUCCAGUUCAAGUAUUAUCUAUCUAAUACUCUACACUCGGCACACCUGCCAAGCCAGUGAUAUCGAUAUGGUCAAGGCCUUUGUACAGAGGAAAUUAGCAAAAGCUCAAAUUUAAGGACAGUAUAAAAUUUCAAUUGAGCAACAUACUCCAAAAUGGUAUACAGACUUUUAUUUUAUUGCAACUACCAUAACAAUAACAGUUUACAAAUUCUCAUAAUUGCCGGUAUAAAAAUUAUAUAUCGCCGUCAAAAAGUUGUAUAUUAAACCAGAAAGAGCUCGGCCCGCUUUGCAAAAAUAAAAUACAAAUUUCCAUCCUGGCGCCAUUUAGUAAAGCGGAUCUAUUUUAUUUUAUUGUAAAAGCAUUUAUUCUCACGUAACCAAAAUAUAUUUUGAAUGUGAGUUGAGUCCAAAAAAACUUAUAAACAAUCAUUAGCAUGCUCACAGCUCAGUAAUGAUUCGGCUCAGAGGUUUCGCAGUCUAUAGGCAACAUAUGUACACACAUCCAUCCAAUUUUAUUUAUGUAUGUACAUAGAUUUCGUUGGCCGAGGUUCCCGUCGAAUAUAGAAGCUUGUGCGAGAAUGCCAUACGGCAGUUCGAAACCUACUAUGGGCAUGAAACGUCUAAUAAUCGAAACGGAUUUAUUCUCGGGCGGUCGCCCCGUCAGCAGGUAAUGGCCCUAAAAGCAUUUUUGUCUUAAGAAAGCUACCGUUCGGAGGCGGCAAAAAACCAUUUGUCCAUUUGUAGGACAAUAUCAAACCGCGCACUUAAAAUUAAAGGAGAAGCUCGGCUGCACACCUAACGAAAGAUGUACGCGUCAAUUACAUGUAUAUACGAGUGCAUAUAUAUAUUUUUGAGUUUGAACAUGCAAACAACAUUUCGUUUUAUGAAAUGUAUUAGGGACUUUUAAAGAAGCUAGUAAGUUAAUAUUUUGGUUGUUGUUGAAUGUUUAUAUGAAGGCAUAUUUGAGCUUCUGAAAAAUGCGAUUUUGGACGUUUUUAACUAAUGCCGGCGAUAUAUUCGUUAGAAGUGCCGAGUAACUGUGUUGGCACACCUUACCACAAAUGUAUAUGUAUUAUAUAUGUACAUGAGUAUAUAUAUAUUAUCGCAAUGAUUCCUAUAUUAUAGAGGAUUUGAAUCUUGAUUCUAAGUAGCUUGUAUUGUAGAAAAAAGCGGAAGUUAACCUCGGAAUUGCAAGCGCAUAUAAAAGUAUGGAUGUAUGUAUGUACAAAUGCAUGUACGAUGCACUAGCAUUAAUAUUUUUAAAAAGGCACAUUUGCAAAGUGUUCGUACAGAUUUAAGCGUUAAGUUAGUCAAAAAUAUAUUUAUAACUAAUUUGAUAAAUAUUUUUAAAUUUGCACUCAAAGUUUAAUACAUUUAUCCGUCCCUGUAUUACUACAUAUUUUCAGUUAUUUUGUAACAGGUGAUUUGAUUACAUCACUCUGUAAAAAGAAUCCUUUUCAUUGAUAUUAUUGUCUGUGGUCUUGCAUAUGGAAACAUUUGAAGGAAUUAACAGCCUCCAGAAAAUCAAAAAGUCGUAGCAUUAUAAUUAAUUACACGGGCCGACCAAGUUAAGCUAAAUAAUUUUACCAGAAACUAGAGUAUAGUUUUGUUUUAAUAAAUCUAAUAAUCGACUGUUUUAUGUCUUCGAGGUCAUUAGUAGAUUUUUAAAUAUUGAAAAAUUUUUAAAUGCGCUAUCUCGGGGAAAAAUGAUAUUGGAGCAAACUCUACGGUAUAUGUAAGAAAAAGAAAAGUCGUGAUAUUACGUAAAAGAAAGUCAGUGAUAUACAUAACCUAAAAUACAGGCCGUGUUUUGUACUUUGAGCGUAAUCAUAACUCUGGAUUUUAAUUCUGCACGUCUACUCUAGUUUCUGGUAAAAUUUUAUAUCGACCUGUGUUACUUACCGAUUUUAUGCACUUUUUUACACACAUUUUUUUGUCAAAGCAUUCGACACUAACACUUCAAAGUCAUAUAAGAUAAUGUGUAAACCAAUUAAUAAGCUUCAUCUUAAUAAGAAAAUGACUUUCAAAUAAGAAAAAUGACUUUCUCUAAAAAUCUUUGGUCGGCCACUAAAUAAAAUUUUACAAGCAGAAAAAAAACAAAUAUUACUAGCUGAUGAGUAAAUUUUUGGUUCUAUCUCUUUUGGUGUUUUCUUCUAAAUUUACAUCAGAACUUAACUUUUAAAUACUUUUAGUUUUUUUUUUGUCCCAUUAAAUUUAUUAGAAAUGACUUCCAUUUUUGUCACUUUAAAAGAGAAGGAUAUUUUCUUGUUGUUGUUGUUGUAUCAGCAUAAACAUUCCCCAUACUUACAUACGGGGAAUGCUGCUGGAGUGACAGUCCUUGGCCGGAUAUAAAUCCGAGUCGUUUCGGUAACGUAGAACCGACUGUCGUGGAAACGAGGAGGAGAUUUUAUAGUCAUAUUCGCUAAUGUUUAAUUUUCAUAUAAUAAAUUCAGCUAUGUAUUGAACCCUCACACAUCGCACAGUUCGCAACUCCCUUUCAUUUUAUUAUUUAAAAUCAGUCGGACAGCUCACAAUUUUAAAUUGAAAUGAAAAAAUUAAAACUACGAUUUGUAAUGGGUGAUGGAUGAUACAAUAAUUUUUAGAAGGUAGUUUCACUUCAAAAUUAUUAUUAUUAACCGGGUCUAUUGAAGAACAUGCAAUGUUGCCACUGUUACAAUAUUGAAAUUGCAAAUAUAUUCUGAUUGACUCAGAUAUCAGGUUUUGUACUAUAACUCCUUCAGUUAGAUAGCUAAAUUCGUCAAAUUGAUCAGAUAUCAGCAAAAUGGGGGAUAUAUCUUGUAGAGCACUUAUCAGGGUGAUUUUUUCGCAACCAAGUCAGUCUUACUAGGCAAACCCUCAAUUUAGUUAGUUGGGGUGACGUGAUGCAUUCUAGGCCCUCCUGGUGGAGCUCAUGAAACAGUAGGAGUUGCUUCUGAUGGAGGUUGAGAGAGUGCUUUGCUCUUAAGCUUUACCCCAGGAAUAGGAAAUUUAAGUCGCUUCAUAGCUGCCUCUUUACAGAUAUUCAGCAUUUUGCAAUAUCUAGGAAAGCAGCAGCUAAUUUUUUAUGAUGAAAAUUAUUCAAAUUUUAUUAAAAAUUUCUCAACUGAUACGUUUGGCCUUUCUUUGGACAAAUAGGUGGAUUUUUUAAAAUAAGUUGGUCCCAUAAAAAAAAAAGAUACACCGUUUCUUUCAGAUAGCUAACAUGGCGAAUAAGAAGAAGUGAAACUACCCAAUAAUUAAUGUGUCAUGGUCAAAAGGUUAAGAAUUAACCCUUCAGGUGCAAUGUUGAAGUCACUUCCUCAUUAUUUAAUGUGCCUUGGUUGCCUAUUUUUUGCAUAGUAGGUAAUAUUAAGCAACGUGAACUUUGUUUAUAGCGUCCAUUUGCUUUUCGUAAUUUAAGUGGAUUUGUAGGGCCACGGCGCUAACGUGUAUUAAGCAUAUAUGUAUAGUAUAUAUACAUAUUACCGUAAAAUUUUUCACAAAUAACUUAAUGAGAUUUAUUGUUUUUAAAUUCGUGCCACUAAAAAAGUUUCACUUCAAAACUAUCAUAAACUUUUGCUUUCCGAAAUUUUCGAAAAAAUAUGUAUGCGUCUCAAUUCAAAACUCGAGAACAUAUUUUCACUGAUUGGUUAAAAUCUGGAGUUUUUCAUGAAUCUUUCAAACCUAAAACUACAACUAACUACUAAUUGAAAAACCGAAAACUUUAUAAAAAAUGUUUAUCAAUAAACAAAUGCAGAUAUAUAGUGGCUGUACUGAAAACCUAAAGCUGUUAAUUUUAAACGACCAAAAGAGAAAAGUAUGCAUGUGUAUGUAUUUUAUAAUUAGUAUUAAUUAAUUUUGCAGAAUUAUAUUAUGUUUUAAAUAAAAGAAAUUGCGAAAUUAUGAAUGCAAUAUUUUAUGCACGGCGAAUCCUUUUACAGUUAUUAUGAGUAUUCAUUUGGCAUUUUUGAAGAAUGUAAACCUAUAGCUACAAACGUGUUCAUAAUUAUAUUUAUAAUUUAAUAUUUUAUAAAAGUAUAAGCUCAUGCAAUUAUAUUUUCCUUUUACAUCACCAAUACUUCUGGAUGUAUUGUAUUUUAUUUGUAGCAAUACAAAAAUUCAAAUUCCAGAUGCAGCUCUGCACUGUGUUGCUAGCCUGCGUAAACUUUUAGUUAUUAAUAAAGCAAAAAUAUUGUGCAAUCAUUCACUAAAGGAUCUCGUUUGCAAAAAUGUAAGCCAAAAAAAAAAAUGGGUGAAUGAAUAGAUGCUAAAUGACUAAAUAAUUAAUCAUAACAGAAAAAAUAAGAACAUUUGUUCUAGAUUGUCAAUAAAUACUAGAAGAUGAAUUUUCACCACAAAA
Molecule: messenger RNA, 5807 nt
Organism: Anastrepha obliqua
Lineage: Eukaryota; Metazoa; Arthropoda; Insecta; Diptera; Tephritidae
Gene: Rab30
Product: ras-related protein Rab-30
Exons: 3
Coding region: 481-1152 (223 amino acids)
Biological process (GO): Rab protein signal transduction
Cellular component (GO): trans-Golgi network
Molecular function (GO): GTPase activity; GTP binding
Source: RefSeq, a predicted model, not a curated record